Pteropus alecto (black flying fox) is the source of this 653-nucleotide messenger RNA. Its product is annotated as glutathione S-transferase A4. Gene Ontology annotation, molecular function: glutathione transferase activity. NCBI's taxonomy places the organism in Eukaryota, Metazoa, Chordata, Mammalia, Chiroptera, Pteropodidae. The coding region runs from base 1 to 513 and encodes 170 amino acids. The record is from RefSeq and is a predicted model, not a curated record. The transcript is spliced from 5 exons. Gene Ontology annotation, biological process: glutathione metabolic process; xenobiotic metabolic process.
AUGGAGGAGUGGGGCUCGGAAAAACAAACAUAUUUAUAUGUACCCAUCCGUAAGGCUCUGUUCAAUUCCCAAAACCCUGAGCCAGAAGUCAUGGUAGCCAAACCCAAGCUUUACUACUUUCGUGGCAGGGGCAGGAUGGAGUCAAUCCGCUGGCUGCUGGCUGCAGCUGGAGUGGAGCUAGGUUCCUUGGUUGGAAAGGAAGGAGGUUUGAAGAAGAAUUUCUUGAAACAAGAGAGCAGUAUGAGAAGUUGCAGAAGGAUUUUGAAAGACCAUGGAGAGGAUUUUCUCGUUGGCAAUAAAUUCAGUUGGGCAGACAUACAACUGUUGGAAACUAUUUUAAUGGUCGAAGAACUUAAUGCUUCUGUUCUUUCAGACUUCCCUCUGCUAAAGGCAUUUAAAACAAGAAUCAGCAACAUCCCUACAAUUAAGAAGUUCCUACAGCUGGGAAGUCAAAAGAAGCUGCCCCCGGAUAGCCACUAUGUCGAAGUAGUCAGGAACAUUCUGCAGUUCUAAUAGCAGCAAGUCUAAACGAUGGCAGUCAUGAUCCACACGGUGUUGGCCGUGCCGAUGGAGUCUAACUAUAGAUUCUAGGUAUAAAGUCUCUGAAAAGAACAAAACCUUACUGCCAUCAACAGCAAAUGACAAUUAAAUGC